Naumovozyma dairenensis CBS 421 is the source of this 2238-nucleotide messenger RNA. It is a transcript of the gene GPT2, whose product is annotated as bifunctional glycerol-3-phosphate/glycerone-phosphate O-acyltransferase GPT2. Gene Ontology annotation, biological process: phospholipid biosynthetic process. The transcript has a single exon. Lineage: Eukaryota; Fungi; Ascomycota; Saccharomycetes; Saccharomycetales; Saccharomycetaceae. Bases 1 to 2238 code for a protein of 745 amino acids. Gene Ontology annotation, molecular function: glycerone-phosphate O-acyltransferase activity; glycerol-3-phosphate O-acyltransferase activity. The record is from RefSeq and is a predicted model, not a curated record. Gene Ontology annotation, cellular component: endoplasmic reticulum membrane.
AUGACUAUGAAGGAGAAACCAGUGGAAACCAUCGAUGUUAAUCCCAAACCUAAGUCAAGGGCUCAUAUUCCCAAGAUAUCACGACAGUACAAGAAUGAUUAUACCGGUCUAACAUACAAUUUAAAAUCUUUUACUUACGACAUUGUCGUUUUCCUUUUUAAUAUCCUUUUUACAAUUUUCUUUAGGGAGAUUAAAGUCCGUGGUGGUUAUAACAUACCACCGAACGGUACACCAACAAUUUUAGUCUGUGCUCCUCAUGCGAAUCAAUUCAUUGAUCCUUCUCUAGUCAUGACCACUACGAGGAAACUCGCUGCUACUCAUGGUAGUUCAAGAGGUAGACAAGCUUGCUUUGUAACUGCCGCCUCCAGUUUGAAAUUGAAAUUAGUAGGGUUUUUCGGUCGUUGUAUGGGGAGUGUCCCCGUAGAGAGAGCUCAGGAUAAUUUAAAACCUGUCUCCUCAAAUAUUGAAAUUUAUGCUCCUGACUUAAUUAACAAUUCAACUUUAAUUAAAGGUAGAUGUCGUACGGGAGAAAACAUCUCACCUCAAUUUACAAAGAGGUUCAAUGCAAAAGGUUUACUUGGAUUACCAAAUUAUUUAAGCAAUGCUCAAAUUGCAAAAGUGGUUGAUGAUGAAACUAUAAUCUUAUCAUCUCCUUUCAAAUCUUCCAAUCCGAAAGUGAGAGAAUAUUUAGAGGAAGGAACCACUUUCAAAUAUGCUAAACCAAUUGAUAAUACUCAAGUGUUCCAAAACGUUUUUGAUCAUUUACAUACUAAGGGUUGCGUUGGUAUUUUUCCAGAAGGUGGGUCACAUGACAGACCUUCUUUAUUACCAAUAAAAGCAGGUGUCGCGAUUAUGGCAUUAGGUGCUGUUGCCGCAGAUCCAUCAAUGACAGUUUCUGUCGUACCAGUCGGAUUACAUUAUUUCCAUAGAGAUAAAUUUAGAUCAAGAGCUGUAUUGGAAUAUGGUGAACCAAUUUUAGUUAAUGGAGAAAUGGGUAAGCAAUAUGCAUUGAAUUCAAGGGAAACUGUUUCUAAAUUAUUGACAAAGAUUACUGAUGCGCUAUUUUCUGUUACAGAGAAUGCUCCUGAUUUCGACACUUUAAUGACUAUUCAAGCUGCCCGUAGAUUAUAUCAACGUUCCAAAUUGACACUAAGUUUACCUGUCAUUGUCGAGAUUAAUAGAAGAUUACUUGUUGGUUAUUCUAAGUUUAAAGAUGACGAAAGAAUUAUCAAUUUGAAAAAAAUGGUUCAUGAAUAUAAUGAUAAAUUAUUUGCAAUGGGAUUAAAAGAUCAUCAAGUUAUGUCAUUACAUACUGGUCCAUUAGAAACAAUAAGAUGUUUAUUUUAUAUUGUUUCAAGAGUAGCAAGAUUAUCUGUGUUUUUUGCUCUAUCAUUACCGGGAUCUAUAUUAUUUACACCAAUUUUCGUUGGUUGUAGUAUUUAUUCCAAGAAAAAAGCAAGAGAAGGUUUAAAGAAAUCCUUAGUAAAAAUUAAAGGCACAGAUUUAUUAGCUACUUGGAAACUUAUAGUUGCAUUAAUUAUGGCCCCAAUUCUUUAUGUCACGUAUUCGUUAAUGUUAGUUUCCAUUGCAUCCAAAAAUGAAAUAUCAAUUUGGGUUCCGUCAUCAAGUCCAAUCAUCCAAUUCUUUUAUUUUUAUGCCAUACUAGUCUUCAUUUCAUAUUCAAGUUUGAAAACUGGUGAAAUCGGAAUGGAUCUUUUCAAAUCAUUACGCCCUUUAUUUAUUACAUUAUUCUAUCCUAAGCAAAAAAUUGAAGAGAUUCAAACAACGAGAAAGAAAUUGAGUUUAGAAAUUACAACUAUUUGUAAUGAAUUAGGUCCACAUGUAUUCAAAGAUUUUGAUCAAUUUGCAACUACCAAUAAAUUAACUGAUGAAUCUGAUAGUAAAUUGACAGUUAGAGGUCGUCACCAAGAACAAACUCCUGAUUUCCUAAAGAUUCAACAUGAUUCAAUUCGUGGACGUAGUAGUGAUAGAGACGUUGGUUCUAGUAGAUCUUCUUCUGUAGGGUCUGUCGUUUCAAGAAUAUCAAGUGCGUUGUCUAGAGUCAAUUCUAGAGGUUCAUUGUCUAAUGUUCCAAUUUUAUCAGAGGGGAGGUCAAAUUACCGAUAUGUUUAUGAUUCCUCUUCAAGUGAUAGUGAUAAUGAAGAUGCUACGGGAAAUUCGAAGAUCACUUCUUUAAUUAGAGAAAAAUGGGAAGCUUCUCAUGCAAAGGGUGAAUAA